Messenger RNA from Phalacrocorax carbo (great cormorant), 4124 nucleotides. Lineage: Eukaryota; Metazoa; Chordata; Aves; Suliformes; Phalacrocoracidae. The record is from RefSeq and is a predicted model, not a curated record.
CGCGCCGGACCCUAACGGCCACCAACCGCCGCGCUCCCCUCAGCGCCGGGCGGGCGGACGGACGGACUGACUGACGGACGGACUCACCGAGGCGCAGGGGCUGGAGGUGGCGCUGGGGAGUCUCACAUCUGGUUAAUACAGCCCUCAGUUCAGCUUGUAAUGGACUGGUGACAGUUCUGGACUCCGUGACCCUUGACUCCAAAGUCAUGUGAUGCCAUGAUCUAAGUUCAGCACAGACGAGUCUGUUGGGCUGCCAAAGCCAAAAGACAACCUACAGCAAUUCUGAGUCGUGGAAGAGACAUAGCAACCUUUGGGAUUAUUGCUUAGCAACUGCAAACACACAGAGGAGCAAAACUCACAGCCUGGCUCCACAGCAGGUCACUGCUGCAUCUUUUGGCGUUAUAUAUCACGCUGCUUUCGUUCUGGGUCACCGUGACUGACGUAUGGCUGCGCAGCCAGAAGCAGCCCAAAGGGCAGGCCCAAAACAUCCCAAACUUGGAGGUGAGAAUAGGACUGCCACAGGAAGGAAGAGGAAUCAGGGGAAUGAUGAGCUGCCGUAUCUUAGUAAUUAUGCUCCGUGGAAAGAGUGUUUUUACGAAAAGGUGCAGCAGAGGUGCCUGAGACUGCAGGAGACAAAGGUGAAGAUGAUUCGGGCACAAAAGGCGAAAGAAGAAAAGAUAAAGAGGAGAGAACCCUGGGACUGGCUGUCCAAGGCGUGGUUCAGUGAGGAGAAGGAGUCCCUAGAUACUCGCAUCUAUUUGCUUGACAAACUCCUACCUACGUUAAUCCCAGGAAUGGAAAAACUGUUAAUGGAAGUGGAAAGAAAGAACGUGCUUGCACCAGACAAAGAACCAACCAAGUUUAACCCCAUUAAUUUUCUUGGAGAAUAUCUGAUGAGACAUAACCCUCGGUAUAGUAUUUCUGCAAAACCAGGCCCGUACGUGAGAGGAAUGAAGAUGGUCACGGAGGAGCUGAAAUCUGAGGUGCCAGGUACAACAUCAGAGAGGCUGGCCAGGAUGAAGUCUGAGGCAAAGAGCAAACGUAAGGAAAGGGAGCAGGUGGACAAUCUGAAGUCUCAGGUGAAAGAGAUGAGAAAGGAGGCGCUGGCAAUUCAGUUCAAAGAGUGGACGGUGGAUGUCAAUGGCAGAAUACCGAUUGCACUGGUUCAGAGCGCCCUGAGGUCUUUCCCAGAUGUCAUUGCUUCCAAUCCCAUGGACGUGAGAAAAGCAAUCUAUGCCAGGAAGCUGGAAAUCAUAGACACAUUGGGAAAAAAAUUAAACAUAGAUGAAUUCACAGAGUAUGUCCAUUCCUACACUGAACAUUUUUCAAAUGACCUGUUCCAAGAAAUCCUGCAGCAUCUCUGCCAGUGUGCUGAUAACUUCCAAGGCGCAAUAAGACGUGAUAUGUGGAGGCAAAUGUUUACUGAUCUCUUCCUAGACUGCGAUUAUGGAAAGGUUGGUCUCUUGGACAGGCGAAAAAUACUUGCCCUACUGGCAGACUUCUAUGACAGAAGCCCGGUGAUCGCUAAGAGGGGAUUCUGUAACCCAAGACAGUGGCCAAUAAUUGAGCUGCAAGAGAUUGAGCUUGCAGAUUUAUGGGGAGGCCUUGAUGACCAGGAGGGUUGUGAGGAACUCAGUGAAAAGUUAGUCUUGUCUCCAGCAGGAAUCUCUGAGGGAGAGAUUUUAGCAUGUCAGCCUGUAGAAGACAAUAGACAAAGCACAAACACAAUGAGAACUAGUGUCAGAGGAGGUCUUUUUGAACAAAUGGGCAUGAGGGAAGCUGAGACUGGAGGAAUUUCUAAGGCAGAACACCAAGCACCAGAAUCAAGUGAUGCUGAAGUGAGAAAGGAAGGGGAAGGCGCUGUGUCAGCAGUGAAAAGCACUGAUUUUAAAGCCAGUGAUUUGGAUGGAGAUACAAUACCUAGUGAGAAAUCCUGUUUCCAUGAAGACAUCAAAACUGGGAGGCAAACGGAGUCUGCAAGCGCAGACAAAGAGGAGGAAGCUUUCCCAGGAUCAGCCUCCACUGGGUACAGUCUCAGUAGAGGUGGAGAACCUGGAUGUGAAAAACAGGUGGAGGAAGAGGAAUUUAGUCAGGGUGGAGAGCCUGAAAGAGAAACAAAUAGGGAAGGAGAUUGUCGUAUCUCGGACAGAGAACCUGGCUCAGAAGGGCAAGUUAGUCGGGAGAAGGACAACUGCAUUGCAGAGGCAACCCACACAAUUUCAGAACCAACACCUGAAGCUAUAACCAUGACCUUGGAAGACAGAGCUGUGGCAGACGUGGACAUCAUUGCUUCAAAACAGGCUGCUCCAGUCGCAGAGGUUGUGAAAGAAACUCCUGCAAGAACAGACACUUUUUCUAGGCGGCAUGGCAGCCAGUUUGGCCAACAGACAAGCUCCGAGACAAGACCGCAGGAUGAGGAUCUUCUGCAAGACCAAAGUAAAGGUCCAGCACACUCAGACAGACAGGAUUCUCCAGCUGAAGCUAGCCAGGAGUUUGAAGUGCCAUGGUCAGGUGACCUUCUGACUUCUGACCUAAGUUGCAGGUAUAGCAGCUAUGGAGAGAGAAUUCCAGAGGACUGGAAGUGUGAGAACACUAGAUUUCCAGACUUACAUCCCAUCAUGGCAGAGAUUCAGAACCGCUGGGCUUCUUGUACUAGGAGUGCCUUUGAUGAAAGCUGCCUCAACCUGCCACAGUUUGUACAGCUCAUGGAGACAUUUGUUGGUGAAGACAUUUCUCUGCCUACGGUGAAGAGGCUUAUUGCAUUUAUCAGAGAAGAAUACAAACAGACAGAGGAGGAAAAAAUGGAACAACUAGAGAAAGUUCACCACAUCUCUCGCUUGGCCCAACGCAAACUGCUUCUGGAGGCACUUUUUGAAAAGUGGGACAAAAAUGCAUCUGGGUUUCUGGACCUGGAAGAAGUGGAUGCUGUUCUGAGCACAUUCAAGGAAGGGAUGGAAAAAGAGGCCUUGAGGAAGGCAAAGAAACACCUUUGCUCCCGUUACCCACAGCUCAGCAGAGUGGGGAAGCUAUCCCCAAAGGCAUUCCAGACUUUCCUUGAGUUAGUCGCUUCUGAGUUCACUGGUGAUGAGGAUGAAGCUAUUGAUAAUUUGGUGGAAUUUCUGACCACAAGCGUGGAACGAAGUCGCAUGGAGUGCCUGCAAAGCUUAGCCAGGAGGAAAUGGCUGUACAAUAUCCAGCAAGCAGCUGAGACCAGCGGAGCAAGCAUGGAACCGGUUUAUAAAGCAGUGUUUAAGGCCCUCUCCCAGGAUGCAGAAGCCCACGGGGAUAACAAGAAGAUCAGCGCUUAUAUUGCCCUUUUGGAAGAGAACCAGCUCUCACCGGAGCGGGGACAGAUUCUCCUACACUACGUGGCAUGUACCGCAGAUGAUGCUCCAUAUGUUCUAAACCAAAUACUUUACAGAGACAUGAAAGGAGUAAGCUUUGCAGCUGUUGAAGAGGGAAAGCCAAUCCAUGUUCCAAGAGUUCAGCUCCACGGAAAUAUCCACUUCUGGAACUACGACCGCCCAGUGGAGGAGAGAAGAGGUUCACUCCUGAUACUGCCAUUGCACGAUGUGCGCUGGAAAGUCUUCGGCAUUCUGGGCCUUGACACUCUUCGGGACCAGCGUGAGAAAACCAUCUUUCUGACCCACGAGAUCAGUUUCUAUCAGGGAGUUUCUCAGGCGUUCAGCAAAGCCUACCACCAUGUCUGCAGACUGGAAAAUAUUCUACAGAUGACUGUUACUGCUCUGGACUGGUUGUAUCCCAGGACACCCAGCAUCCACGCCAUUGUUAUGUACCUGGUGGAGCCUGGCAAAGACAAGACACGUGACUACGCUCUGCGCAAGGUGACUACUACAGAUAAUACAGGACAAAAAGAAAUUCAUAGCUCUCCUGUUCUUCUCCUCAGAAAAGAAAACCUCUUAAGAAACUUGAUGACAAUUUGAUUCAGGAGAUUUAUCACUUUGAUCCAACUGCUGCAUCUGUGCAAGUUCAAGCAGAGCUGCUGCUGGACUGCAUCACUGGCGUUCCGAGAGCGGCGGAGUGGCAGCACGGCUCAGCUCCAGCCCAGUGCCUGUGCACCUGGGUGCUCACCUGCCUCUCCCUGGCAGAGAUUGUGAGUAAAC